Molecule: messenger RNA, 2136 nt
Organism: Clavispora lusitaniae ATCC 42720
Lineage: Eukaryota; Fungi; Ascomycota; Pichiomycetes; Serinales; Metschnikowiaceae
Gene: MLH1
Product: mismatch repair ATPase
Biological process (GO): mismatch repair
Cellular component (GO): MutLalpha complex
Molecular function (GO): mismatched DNA binding; ATP binding; ATP hydrolysis activity
Source: RefSeq, a predicted model, not a curated record
AUGCCUACAAUUAAAAAGCUCGACGAAAAUGUCAUCAACCGUAUAGCUGCGGGUGAGAUCAUUGUCCAGCCUGCAAAUGCUUUGAAAGAGCUCUUGGAAAACUCAGUAGACGCAGGCUCUACUAUGAUUGACGUUUUGGUGAAAGAUGGCGGCCUCAAGCUACUUCAAAUCACAGACAAUGGCUCAGGAAUAGCUCGCGAUGACAUGAAUUUACUCUGUGAGAGAUUUGCUACUUCGAAGAUUUCCACCUUCGACGAUUUGACUCUGAUAUCGACUUAUGGUUUCCGAGGCGAGGCUUUGGCCAGUAUAAGUCACAUUUCUCGACUCUCAGUUGUGUCAAAGACAAAGGACUCACAAUUGGCAUAUAAGGCAUACUAUGUUAACGGAAAACUUGCCACGGCUAAGUUUAAAGCAGACCCAACUGGAGAAAACUCCGCUCCAAAGCCGAUUGCUGGCAAAGACGGCACGCAGUUCACAGUGGAAGACUUGUUUUACAAUGUUCCUUCGCGGCUUCGAACAAUGAAAAGCAAAAGCGAAGAGUGGGCAAGAAUCCUAGAUGUAAUUGGACGUUAUGCUAUUCAUACUGAAAAUGUUGGUUUUGCGUGCAAAAAGUACGGCGAGUCCUUUCCAUCCAUUUCAACGCGACCUCAGGCUCCUCUAAAAGAAAGAAUACGAACAGUUUUUGGCACCCUGGUUGCUAGUGAUCUAAUAGAGUUUGAUAUAAAGCUCGAGGAGUACGGUCUAAAGCGCUUGAAAGGUGCUGUAACAGGUUUCAGCUACAUUAACAAGCGCAGAAUGAACCCCGUGUUCUUCAUCAACAACAGAUUGGUUUCAUGUGAUCCGUUAAAGAGAGGCAUAUCUUCCAUUUUCCAAGUAUUUUUACCGAAGGGAAACUCUCCCUUUGUCUAUCUCAGUAUGGAUAUUGCUACUCAAAACUUAGACGUCAAUGUUCAUCCAACAAAAAGAGAGGUCAGGUUUCUAUAUGAAGAUGAAAUUAUUGAGCUUGUGUGUCAACAUCUUCAUGACGUGCUUUCUACUCGAGAUACUUCCCGAAGUUUUAAGCAGAGUACAUUGAAAAGAAACACCGACACCGGCAAUAUGGACGACGUGUCUUCAGCAGUAAAAAAAUAUAGACAAGAAAACAAGCUUGUACGCGUGGAUGCACUGCAACCCAAAAUCUCUGCAUUUGUGAGACAUGAUUUUGGAGAGAUUAUCAAAAAUUCCGCCUUGGAUGACACUCAGAGCGAGUCCCAACACAUCAAAAGUGGUGAGCCCGAAGAGGAAGACACAUUUAUUGAGGGAGAGUCUAUCAUAAAUGGGACUCAGAUUGAAAAAAGCAUGCAAAACCAAACAUUACCGGUCUCACACAUCCAAUUUUCUCUGACGAAUCGUCAAAGACAGAACAUCGUUUUGGACAGUCUUAGUGAACUUAAACAGGAGAUAGAAGAUUCAGUCAGUCGGCCGCUCACCAACGUAUUCAAUAAUCUAGUGUACGUUGGAAUAGUUGACUCGGAGAAACGACUUUGUUGUUUUCAAUACGAUGUGAAGUUAUUUUUGUGCGAUUAUGGCGCCAUGCUCUGUGAAUACUACUAUCAAGUUGCCCUAAGUGAAUUUGGCAAUUUUGGCGAAAUUGUUUUUGACGAACCAGUUACUCUUGAGGAAAUAUUGGCCCCACUAUACGAGCAACGUGACGAUCUUGAAGAAAAGACGCAAGUGAUAGAAAAAAUAAUGGCCAUGGCUCAGAUGUUUAAGGAAUAUUUCCAGCUAGAAAUCAGCGAUGGGACAUUGCAGAUGCUUCCAUUACUUAUGAAAGGUGUCACUCCGCCUUUACGGAAGUUGCCCUUUUUGAUUUACCGUCUCGGUACAAAAGUUAACUACGACGAUGAGAAGGAAUGCUUGAGAGAUGUGAUGCGCCAAUUAGCACUAUUUUACAUUCCAGAGAGAAUAGUAGCCACGAAUGAUUCCGAGGAAGCGAACCAGGUUGCACUGAAUGAAACUGAUGCUUUAAACGAUCUCCUCGAAAACACCAUAAUGCCUGCCGUGAGGCUGAGGUUCAUUGCUCCGGAAAAACUACUCAAUCAGGUAUCACAAAUUGCAGACCUCCCGGGACUAUACAGAGUUUUCGAGAGAUGUUAA